AUGGAUUAAAUAUAUUGGAAUAAAGUGAAUGGUAAAGGGAACUCACUUAUGGUAUUUAAAUCCAAAAGUGAUUAUAUCUUUGGAGCAUACUCUCCUUGUAAAUGGGAAUCAAAUAAGGGAUAUGUAGAAGAUAAUACAUUAUCAUCUUUUAUAUUUUCAUAAACUCAUGAUUAAGUUUAUGCUUUGAUGUAAGAUUAGAAAUAAAAUGCUAUUUAUUGUGAUAAUUCAAAUUAUGGAUCUAGAUUUGGAGGUGCACCUGAUAUUUAUAUAUGUAGUGAUUUUACUGAUGGUGGUUCUAGAUUAGGUUAUUCAUAUUAAUUUAGUUAAUACAAGAAUCAAAAUGUUGAUCCAUAUUUGUAUGGAUAGGUUAAGCCAGAAAUUAAAGAAUGUGAGAUAUAUGAAUUGUCAUUUGUUUGA
Paramecium sonneborni is the source of this 417-nucleotide messenger RNA. The record is from the annotation of a GenBank genome assembly. Lineage: Eukaryota; Ciliophora; Oligohymenophorea; Peniculida; Parameciidae.